AUGCAACUGAAAGGCUGUUCACUUGAAUUCCGGGACAAAUACAACCUAUCGGUACAUAUGGUCAGACAUACGGGCGAGAAGUCAUUCCAGUGUCAGAGCGCCGGCUGUACGAAGACGUACGCGACGAAGGCUGCCCUCGAUGUCCACCAAAACACUCAUUCAGACAAUCGGCGCUUUAAGUGCAACGAAUGCGACGCCGCGUUCAUCAGGAAAACACAGCUCACGGUUCACGUCAGCGACAAACACACCGGACAGAAGCCGUUCCGUUGCAAUUGGCCCGGAUGUGAAUAUCAAGCGUGUUAUCUGAAUCGGCUUCAGAGCCAUAAACUGAGACACACCGGCGAAAAGCCAUACAAGUGUUCGCAGUGCGAGUGGACAUUCCGGUUGAGCCAUCACUUGAAGACCCAUAUGUUGAAGCAUACGGGAGAGCGACCGCACGAGUGUCCGCACACGGCGUGCGACAAACGGUUUCAAUCAAAACAAGCGAUGAGAACUCAUUUCAAGCGAACGCAUAGCAAGUGA
This is a messenger RNA of Medioppia subpectinata, 522 nucleotides long. The record is from the annotation of a GenBank genome assembly. Lineage: Eukaryota; Metazoa; Arthropoda; Arachnida; Sarcoptiformes; Oppiidae.